GAGAGAAGUAAGGAGACUAGUGAGUGGUGACACAAACCAAACAACGGUAACAAAACGCCUACUUGAUUUUAAAAUUAAUUUACCUUCAAAAUUCAAAUUUCAUUGUCAUUUUCGUAUAAAUAACCAUAAAUCCAAGCCCUAAUCGAUAUUAAACCCUCUAACCUUAUAAAAAGUAUCUCGCUGCAACCGUACUGACUAUAUCAAUUACCCAAUUCAUCCUUCAAUUCAACUUGAAUAUAUUCUUCCCCAAUUUUCAUCAAUAGAAAUCCUUGUGGAUUGUGGUUGAAUUGAAUUGGAUUAAUCUGCGAUCCUUCCUUAAUUUUCUCUCUCCUAGGGUUAGGGUUUUUGAUUCUGUUCAUUCGGCCGUAAAAAAUGUCGUUGAGACCUAAUGCUAGGACUGAAGUGCGCCGCAGUAAAUACAAGGUGGCGGUUGAUGCUGAUGAAGGACGGAGAAGGAGGGAGGAUAACAUGGUUGAGAUUCGUAAGAAUCGUAGAGAAGAAAAUUUGCAGAAGAAGCGUCGUGAAGGGUUUCAGUCUGCUGCUUCUCAACAAUUGUCUGCUCAGCCUCCGUUCGAUAAGAAGAUUGAUAGCGUGCCACAGAUGGUUGCUGGUGUUUAUUCAGAGGACAGAAAUGCUCAACUUGAAUCCACUACUCACUUCCGGAAGCUGCUUUCUAUAGAGCGCAACCCUCCUAUUGAAGAGGUUGUUCAAUCUGGAGUUGUUCCGCGUCUUGUUGAAUUUUUGAGCAGAGAUGAUUAUCCAGAACUUCAGUUUGAAGCUGCUUGGGCACUUACAAAUAUUGCUUCUGGUACAUCGGAUAACACCAAGGUCAUCAUUGAUCAUGGCGCUGUUCCAAUCUUUGUGAAGCUUCUCAGUUCACAAAGUAAUGAUGUUCGUGAACAGGCUGUUUGGGCCUUGGGGAACAUUGCUGGUGAUUCACCAAAAUGCCGAGAUUUGGUUCUUGCGCAUGGGGCUCUAGUGCCAUUGUUGGCUCAAUUCAAUGAACAUGCCAAACUUUCUAUGUUGCGCAAUGCUACAUGGACCUUGUCGAACUUCUGCAGAGGCAAGCCACAACCUUCAUUUGAACAGACAAAGCCUGCACUACCUGCUCUUGAGAGGCUAAUUCAUUUGAAUGAUGAUGAAAUCCUUAUGGAUGCUUGCUGGGCAUUGUCAUAUCUCUCUGAUGGUACCAAUGACAAGAUCCAAGCAGUGAUUGAUGCUGGGGUGUGCCCUCGGCUUGUGGAGCUUCUGCUUCAUACUUCUCCUUCUGUUCUCAUUCCUGCACUUCGUACAGUUGGAAAUAUUGUUACUGGUGAUGACAUGCAGACUCAGUGCAUUAUUGAUCAUCGUGCUCUUUCUUGCCUUCUUAACCUGCUGAACCAAAGUUACAAGAAGAGUAUAAAGAAAGAAGCUUGCUGGACCAUUUCCAACAUCACUGCCGGAACAAAGGAGCAGAUACAGGCUGUGAUUGAGGCUGGUAUUAUAGCUCCUCUUGUCAACCUCCUCCAAAAUGCCGAGUUUGAUAUCAAGAAGGAGGCUGCUUGGGCUAUAUCAAAUGCUACUUCUGGAGGUUCCCCUGAUCAAAUAAAGUUUUUGGUGAGUCAGGGAUGCAUCAAGCCAUUGUGUGAUCUGUUGGCUUGCCCUGAUCCAAGAGUUGUGACAGUUUGCUUAGAAGGUUUGGAGAAUAUAUUGAAGAUUGGGGAAUCCGAGAAGAAUUUGGGUACGUCAGGAGGUGUAAAUGUAUAUUCUCAAAUGAUUGAGGACGCUGAAGGUUUAGAUAAAAUAGAAAACUUGCAGACUCAUGACAACAAUGAGAUUUAUGAGAAGUCUGUGAAGAUUCUGGAGACCUAUUGGGUUGAUGAUGAUGACGAAACGUUGCCUUCUGCUGAAGGCGCGCAAAAUGGCUUCCAUUUUGGUGGAAAUGACCUUAAUGUUCCACAGGGCGGAUUCAAGUUUGGUUAAAGGAUUUGCAGUUUGUUCGUCAGUUGAAGUCUCGAGUCAGAUGGCCGAUACAUUUAGAGUAUAUCCAGAUUGUUGUCGGUAGAGUCCGGUCCAACCUCAACCAUGUUCGUGGUGCUCGCUAAGCACGUCAACAUUGGUGAAACACCAUCUUCAAUGGGGGAACAUAAUUUUUUGCAGAAGUCAGUCGAACACAGCGAGUCAUGUAGCUGUACCAGUUUAUGUGGGUCGUUUUGGAGUUAUAUAGUUAAGGCUGUGUAAAUGUAUUUUUCGGUAAAGAGGCAUCGAUCUCUUAUACUACGGGUUUGUCCUUGUAUCUUGGUCGUCAUCAGUCAAGGAAGCCCUUAUCUUGAGGGCCUUAUUUCGCUCGAUGACACCAAACCAUUCGUGGAGUAACUCGAGUCUGUUAAAAAGUCGCACGGUCUUAAAAUGUUGAGUUUUUGAGCUUAUUUUUUUUUAUAAAUGGAAUUCUGAAUUAUUUUGAAAUAUUCUCCAAUCAUUAUGCCUUACAUGUCUUCAAAUGCUCUAUGUAGGAGCCAAGUUUAUGGAUUGGUUUUUAAAUUUCUAAA
Molecule: messenger RNA, 2528 nt
Organism: Amaranthus tricolor (Joseph's coat)
Lineage: Eukaryota; Viridiplantae; Streptophyta; Magnoliopsida; Caryophyllales; Amaranthaceae
Product: importin subunit alpha-1a-like
Exons: 11
Coding region: 373-1962 (529 amino acids)
Biological process (GO): NLS-bearing protein import into nucleus
Cellular component (GO): nucleus; cytoplasm
Molecular function (GO): nuclear import signal receptor activity; protein binding
Source: RefSeq, a predicted model, not a curated record